AUGGAUUUGGCUUCCGGGUAUGGAGCCAAAAAUGAAAUCAGACCAAAGAAAUUGAAAUUCAAUGAGAUGGGUUUGAAUCACAAUGCCAUUUUGGUGAUUAGGCUUCCUGAUUGGGGAAUGUUGCGAGUGAUUUCUCGUUCUCUGUUUCUGUUCACUGUUAUUGUGGCAUUUCUGUGCAUUAGAUCUAUAAUGGUCAUGAAUGGCAAUUCAAUUGAAUUAAUUUCUUCCCAUGAAUCUGUUGUUGGGUCUGAUAUGAUGAUGGAUUCUGAAUUGAUGAUGAUGGGUUCUGAAUUGUUGCCUUCGAUUUUUCGAGAUUUGGCUGACGAAGGCCUUGUCAAAAGUGGCCAUGAGGCCCUCAUUUUGAGUUCUGGCAUUGGUGAUUUGAAUCAACACUCGCAGUUAUUGAAUGCCAUUGGGGUUGAUUUGGUCCUUGUAUCUGAUCUAGACCGCCAGAACUCGAUUGCAGAUGAGUCAUUUGAUUUGGUAAUCACAUCAACCUUUCAUAAAUUUAUCGAUCGAGUUCUCAAAAUUGGAGGCAUUGUAGUGAUGCAAUUGAGCGACGAUCCAUUGAAUGUUUUCGAAGAAAAAUUUAAGUAUAAGAUUGUGUAUAUUCGAAGAUUCAGUUCGACCAUGGUGGCAAUGAGGAAGAUGGGUUCCACGAAUGAUAACUCUGUCAACUUUCCGGUGAGGCGCCGGCUUUGUGGGGUCAUACCGGAGACGAAGAAAGCGGCAUUGGAGGGUUUAGAGGAUGUGUUGUUUGAGCCGCCACAGCCACGAGGACGAGCAUUGGCCAAAUCGAGUUAUGAGAAGAUCAAGUUCUUGCCCAACUUGUUGGGGGACUCACUCGAAGGUUACAGGCGUCGAAUCUUGAUUACGGACGAGAAUGGCGAGAACAAUGGUGUCGUUGAUUGGUUCUACGAGAAUUAUCCGAAGAAGGAUCAGUAUUUCGAGAUUUACAAUUUGAAGGUUGAUGUUUACAAUGCAGAGAUGUUGGAGGAAGGGAUUUUGAGCAUUGAUGAGCAGGCCGUGGUUGGCGGGAUUUCGGAUUGGAUGAGGAAGAAUGUGAGGGAGGAGGACUAUGUUGUGAUGAAGGCAGAGUCACAUGUGGUGGAGGAGAUGAUGAGGGAGAAGACAAUAUGUUUGGUGGAUGAGUUGUUCUUGGAAUGCAAGAAUCAGUGGGAAUGGGAAGAUGAUGGGGAGGGGAAUAAGAGGAAGAGGGCUUAUUGGGAGUGUUUGGCUUUGUAUGGAAGGUUGAGAGAUGAAGGGGUUGCUGUGCACCAAUGGUGGGGUUGA
This is a messenger RNA of Cornus florida, 1293 nucleotides long. RefSeq lists its product as uncharacterized. Bases 1 to 1293 code for a protein of 430 amino acids. NCBI's taxonomy places the organism in Eukaryota, Viridiplantae, Streptophyta, Magnoliopsida, Cornales, Cornaceae. The record is from RefSeq and is a predicted model, not a curated record. The transcript has a single exon.